Molecule: messenger RNA, 918 nt
Organism: Pochonia chlamydosporia 170
Lineage: Eukaryota; Fungi; Ascomycota; Sordariomycetes; Hypocreales; Clavicipitaceae
Exons: 1
Coding region: 1-918 (305 amino acids)
Source: RefSeq, a predicted model, not a curated record
AUGGCUUAUCCUCGUCGUGAUCGUUACGACGACGGCUACUACGGCCCGCCGCCAGACGAUCGAUUUACUGGUCCUCCUCCACGACGACAUAAAUCCGAGAGACAUCGUCGUCGAAGUCCUGAUGCCGGCGCUAGGUACGGAGAUGAUGCGUAUUCUCCGCGACGAGGACAUUCUCGCAGAGAACCACAAGAGCCAAGAGGCAUGACACAACCCUCAAGCAGUGGUCGACGGCCACGAAGUCCUGCGCCAUAUUAUCCCUCUGAACCAGCACCUCGCGAAUCGCGGAGAGAGCCUCGUCAUUCAAAACAUGAUCGAGAUGCACCUAGAGAUUACUCCGAUCGCGAUUAUCCGCCUCCUCGAGAUUACGCGAGCUCUAGAGAUAAACCCCGUCGCUCACAUCGUGACGAACCUGAAUAUCGUCCACGAAGGGAUAGAGCUUCUCCACCACCAGAAUACAGAUCGCGCGGGCGCGAAGGACGUCCUCACAAAUCUCGAACUUUCUCGCCAGAACCGAAAUCGAGAGGUCGGGAUUUCCCACCCGUCGGGUACGGCAGUGAUGAGAAUAAACGCAGUCAUCGGCGGGCACGAUCACACGACCGCUCGCAUAAGCGAGAUGUGAGUCCGGCUCGUGGUCGUGAUCGCGCCGUUGCCCCUACGACCAAAGCAACGUCUUCUUCUCGACGCAAAUCUGCCCCCGCUCCCGCUGCAGCUGCAGCCGGAGCAAAGAAACAGGCUUGGUGGCAGAAUCCUCUCCUGCAGGCGGGUGCCAGGACUGCAUUUGCGGCCGGAGCGCAGGCUGCGAUGCAGAACCGCAAAGAUCCUAGUCCGUGGUUGGGAUCGAAGGGGGCAAAGGUUGCGACGGCAGCACUGGGGGCUGCGUUGAUGGAUGGAUUUGGCGGCGGGAAGAAGAAGGAUUAA